Messenger RNA from Trypanosoma conorhini, 2994 nucleotides. RefSeq lists its product as uncharacterized. The record is from RefSeq and is a predicted model, not a curated record. NCBI's taxonomy places the organism in Eukaryota, Euglenozoa, Kinetoplastea, Trypanosomatida, Trypanosomatidae. Bases 1 to 2994 code for a protein of 997 amino acids. The transcript has a single exon.
AUGAAUCAACUCAACGUCAACGCGGCGACUCGCGAGGAGCUCGUGGAGGUCGUCAAGCAACUGCGGCAGCAGCUGCGGCAACACCAGGCGAGCACCGACCGCGCCAAGGAACAUAAGCGGCAGGUGGACCAGCUGAAGCAGAACCUUCGUGAGAAGGCGAAUGCGGUGCGGGCGUUGGAGCAGCAGAAUGCCAUGUUGUCUGAGAAGUCUGCGGCGGACGAAGAGACCAUCAGUGUCUUGAUCAAGCAGCUUGAGGAAAUGAGUGCGGGAGUGGCCGACGCGGCGAACAGUGACGGCGUCGUGGAGGCGCGUGCGGUCUCCGCAAAGGCGGCGGCGGCGGGCCCGGAGGAAAAGAGGGCGGUCGCAGCGAAGGUCGUCCAGGCCUCCGUGAAGGGGUCCGGCGGCGCCGGCGCGGCGGGAGGCGCUAGUGGAGACUCUCCGGCACCCGCAAAGGCGGCGGCAAUCAUUGCGCAGCAAAAUGAGGAAAUGGCGAAGCUUGAGAUGAAGGUGCGUGAGCUUACGGAGGUGAACACGUUCUACACGGCAAUUGUCUCGCACCACGACGAAGCGGAGCGGCUUCAGGUGGCACGGCAAGGUGCUCCUUCAGCGACGACGCCGAAUGCGGCGGCACCUGCCGCCGACACCGCCUCCCUCCGUGACUGUAUUCGUGCCUUGGAGAAUGAGCGAGAAGUCUUGCAGCGCGUGGUGCGUCAGCAGAGUCAGGAGAAGCAGGCCCUCAUGAACGAGCUCCAAGAGCACCGGGCGGAGCUCUCUCGUUUAGAGCUGGAUCUGGUGGCGGCAGAACGCUGGAAAGUCUCCGCGAGCGCGUCCUUUGAAACCGCAGAAAGUAUUACCCCUGUCUACGCUUCUUCUUCACCGCCAGCUGAGGAAUUUCCCUCCUCGCGAACGCCGGCGCGGUCAGUGAACUCGAUGCAGUACAAAAGUGGGCGUGGUAGAUCCAUACCUAGCCCCGCCGCGCGGCUCAGAAGCACCGGCCCUCCACCUGAGACACAUUCACCCGCACGCGGCCUCGCAAGCAGAACAGGUCUGCCUCAGUUGGAGAUCCUUCCUGAGAUUCGUCUGCGGAAUCCGUCCAAGCAGGAGAAGUUGCUCUUGGAACGGGUUGAGGAGUAUAGGAAAUGCAUCGAAGAAAUGCAGACAUUUGAAGUAGACCGUCGGAGAGGCUUUGACGAAAUUGAGCGUGCGCGUGCGGAGCUUUUUACCGAGAUGAACACAAAACUUGAGGAGCAGCGUCGCGAGAUUCAGCGGUUAAACAAACGGCUCGCAGCUACUGUUAGUGCGUGCCGAAACGAGGAUGAGAGGAGGACGGUGGAGAGCCGCUCCGUGAAGGAUGCAAUUACUUCACCCAUAGUGUUUCCUGUGCACGGCGGCGGCGAGCGUGCAAGCAUGCCAUCCUUCAACGCCUGCGCCUCGGCCUCCGCUGGGGAAGAUCGGGUGUUGGCAGAGGAGGAGGCUGACGGGGUCAAUGCGGCGGACGAAAAAGCGUUGGGCGGCGAUGGCGGCGCUGCCGCAGCGGACGCAGCUAUGGAUGAAGAGGCAAUACUUGAAUGCUUAGGGGCCGUCGGUGUCUCGGCAGAGACACCUGCGCAGGAGGAGGAGGGGAAAGAAGAAGGAGCAGCGACGGACACCGAGUUUGGUGGGGGCGAUGGAGCGGUGAAAAAACUGGGCAACUCUCUCGAGGCGGAGGAGGGGGAGUGGCAGGAGAUGCAGGAUGCACCUUUGCCCAAAGUUGAUUGGGCGUGGCAGCUCCUGGCCAAAGAAGAGGAAAUUGGCAGGUUAGGCAUCCUUUGCGAGGAGGGAGAUGCGGCGGUCCAAAUGCUGCAGCUGAGUCGAGCGGCCAUGGCGGCGGGGUUCGCUACACACGCUGCAAAAUGCUUAAAUGAAGUGGACGCUCUUGAAACCGCGCUUUUUGAGAUGCGGGAGUCGGUUUGCUCUCUCGAGGGGCGGGAACGAGAACUUGCGGCCGAGGUCGCACGGCUGCAGGAGGAGAUGGCGUCUAUGUCGCAGGCGGCGGAUGACACAAGUGCAUUGACUUUGCCGCAGAAGGCUUUGAUCUCCUCAUCUUGCUUGUUCGAUGCCACUUGCGCAGGCGAGCCCUGGGAACCGUUGCGGUGCGUAUGUAGGGCCUACAGCGAGGUGGUGGACGCACAGCUGGCACUCUUGCGCACAGCUUCUGCCCCUGUCGUUGCCCCCGCAAUUUCAGUCGAGGAAUUUGCCCAGCUUGGCACCGCACUGGAUGCUAUUCUGAAUAAGGCGAAUCGUGUUGCCAACGGCAUCCACGACAAAGGGAGAAGCGGCGCGGACGCAUCGUGCGAGGUUACUGCAGAGGCAAGUCCCGAGAAGGCGGCGGAGAGUGACAUGUCUGUGCUGAAUACGGCCCCAGAAUUACCUUCACAGGCGUCGCCAUUGUCCCUGCAGCCCUCGAUUGCUCCCGCCCCUGCAGCAAUCACGGCGUCUAGGGAGGCUGCAGGUAACGCCUCAACUGGCAGCCGGCACCCGCGCCAGGAACUCCCGCCGGGUCAAGCAGCCAGCGCGGAGAGGAGUGAGAGAAGCAGACCGUGGUUUGACAAAAAUCAGACCGCAUUUUCGUCUCCACCGGGGGAAAACAGUGAAAGGAACAGAUGGUUCCUGCAGCCCGCUGGCAUGUCUGCCUCAUCGCGGCGGGAACCACCCCGUGUCUUCUCUGAGGAAGAACGUUUGCACGCCACUGCCAAUGCGGCAGUAACCACCAGUAGCCCGAUGCCGUCUUUUGAGUCACAAUUCACUGAACGAUUUGCGCCGGAUCUUUUGGAUUAUUUCGUGACAUCCCGUGGGGCGGGGGAGGAGGCACAACGUGGCGCUACUGCUCAAGGUAGCGCACCUAAAGUGAGGAACGUUCUCGACCUCUUCGGCGCGGUCCUCCCCGCCGAAUCUCCUUCCAAGCAGGGCGGAGACAACAACACUUUUGUGGCGGAAUUCGAUCCGUUUGCUUGA